AAGAGGAGGAAGACAAUGGGUCGAGGGCGGAUUGAGAUAAAGAAGAUCGAAAAUGUGAGUAGCCGGCAAGUAACAUUUUCGAAACGUCGAGCUGGGCUUAUGAAGAAAGCGAAAGAAUUGGCGAUCUUGUGUGAUGCAGAGGUGGGCGUUAUUAUUUUUUCCAGUACAGGAAAACUCUAUGGGUUCGCUAGUUCACGGUUGCAAAAUAUCAUCUCAAGGUACGAAAGGAAUUCAGAUUGCUUAGAUAAUCCAACAUCGGAAAAACAGCAUGAAGUAGACCCCGAGUUAGAAGCUUUAAAGGCUGAAAUCGUGAAGCUACGCAAAGGGCAGAGGCUGAUGAUAGGAAAGGAGUUGGAAGGGUUGAGCUACAAGGAGCUCGAACACUUGGAGCGUCAGCUCCAUGAUGGCAUGUUAGCUGUUAAGAACCGAAAGGACAUGGCAUUGUUGGAAGAGAUUGAACAAACGAAAUUACGGGAGCAAAAGACUAUGCAAGAAAACGAGGCAUUGAAAAAACAGAUUACAGAGCAUUUAAACAAAUCAACAACAAACCCUGAAAUCCGUCUGGUAGGACGAAAGAGUCCUUUUAUAAGUCCAAGCCCGGUUGCAUAUCUAAGGUCGGAUAAUGGAGAUGUCGGUAUUUCUUUGCAUUUAGGGUUAUCACCACGGGAAGAUCACCCGAAGAAAAAAGUCCCAAAAAUAGAGUUCGAUCCUUGAGUUUUGAAGAGUUUAAGGAAACC
Molecule: messenger RNA, 737 nt
Organism: Cynara cardunculus var. scolymus (artichoke)
Lineage: Eukaryota; Viridiplantae; Streptophyta; Magnoliopsida; Asterales; Asteraceae
Product: MADS-box transcription factor 23-like
Exons: 8
Coding region: 16-714 (232 amino acids)
Biological process (GO): positive regulation of transcription by RNA polymerase II
Cellular component (GO): nucleus
Molecular function (GO): DNA-binding transcription factor activity, RNA polymerase II-specific; protein dimerization activity; RNA polymerase II cis-regulatory region sequence-specific DNA binding
Source: RefSeq, a predicted model, not a curated record